AUGGAACCAAACGAGGAGCUGGAAGAGGAGGACUCUCCAGGCGGCCAAGAAGAUGGCUUCACUGCUGAGCACCUGGCUGCAGAGGCCUUGGCAGCCGACAUGGAUCCCUGGCUGGUAUUUGAUUCCCGUACUACACCUGCCUCAGAGCUGGAUGCCUGGUUGGCCAAGUACCCACCAUCUCAAGUUACUCGCUAUGGGGACCCAGGUUCACCCAACUCUGAACCUGUGGGCUGGAUUGCAGCCUAUGGGCAGGGUUACACCCCCAACUCAGGGGAUGUCCAAGGGCUGCAGGCAGCCUGGGAGACUCUGCAGGCCAGUGGGCGGCCCAUCACACCAGGUACCCUGCGCCAGCUGGCCAUCACCCACCGCGUGCUCUCUGGCAAGUGGCUGAUUCACCUGGCACCUGGCUUCAAGCUGGACCAUGCCUGGGCUGGCAUUGCCAGGGCUGUAGUUGAGGGCCGUCUUCAGGUGGCCAAGGUGAGCCCACGGGCCAAGGAGGGUGGGCGCCAGGUCAUCUGUGUUUACACGGACGACUUCACGGACACAGAUUCUGCCAUCCGUGCUGCAGGCGUUAAGUGCUUGCUCACUUACAAACCUGAUGUCUACACCUACCUGGGCAUCUACCGAGCCAACCGCUGGCACCUCUGUCCCACUCUCUAUGCGAGCCGUUUCCAGCUUGGAGGCAAUGCUCGUGGCUCUCGAGUGUUGGACCGUGCCAACAAUGUAGAACUGACCUAG
Chionomys nivalis (European snow vole) is the source of this 738-nucleotide messenger RNA. RefSeq names its product UPF0696 protein C11orf68 homolog. The record is from RefSeq and is a predicted model, not a curated record. NCBI's taxonomy places the organism in Eukaryota, Metazoa, Chordata, Mammalia, Rodentia, Cricetidae.